This is a messenger RNA of Coregonus clupeaformis (lake whitefish), 2374 nucleotides long. RefSeq names its product E3 SUMO-protein ligase KIAA1586-like. NCBI's taxonomy places the organism in Eukaryota, Metazoa, Chordata, Actinopteri, Salmoniformes, Salmonidae. Bases 315 to 2135 code for a protein of 606 amino acids. The record is from RefSeq and is a predicted model, not a curated record. The transcript is spliced from 3 exons.
UAAAGAGGCACAAAUCAGGCCCAGAUCAGGCCCAGGCAGACCCCACCCCUAAAACCAGCAGCCCUGGCAGCUCUCAACCGGGAGCUAGCCAGGCAAGUCAGUGUGAGCAUAGAGAAGGAUCCAGUCUACCACCACCAGACAUCAAUAAUGACUGGCCAGACCUGUGGAGUGCUAAACAAACAGAAGACUUCAAAUCCAAGAACCCCUGGUUGGGAUCCAAAAACAAAAAAUUGGGAUGUCUGGUCUGUAGCAGUGUGAACUCCAUUGGGAUCGACAAGGAGCAAGGACAAGGUGUAUCGCUCUCAAGAGAAUGGAUGAACUUUGAAAUUCAAGUGUCUGGCCAGGGAAGUAGAACAACAAGUUUGUCAAUCUUGAGAAAUAAGGUGAGGAAACAUGCGUUGUCCAAGGCCCACACUCAGGCUGUGAAGGUGGCAGAGCAACAGAAAGAAGCUGCCAUUGAGAAUGCAGUGGAGACUAUGACUGAGUCCUACAUGAAGGAAACUGAAGCUGUGUUUCGAACAGCCUACCAUCUGGCCAAAAAGAACCGACCCUUUUCUGACCAUGAGAGCCUCAUUGAGCUGCAGGAACUGAAUGGUGUAAAAAUGGGCUCAAUACUUCAUUCACGUUACAGUGCAACACAAAUAAUACAACAUGUUGCUAGUGAGAUGCAGAGCAAAAUCAUCAGUAGCAUUAUAGCAUCAUCCAGUAAGUUAGCUGUCCUAAUUGACGAGGCAUCUUCUUUAAGUCACAAAGCUGUCAUGACAGUUUCUAUUAAAGCAUCAAUUCAAGAAGAAAGCCCUGAGUUCAUAUUCCUGGAACUUGUUGAACUGGAAAAUCAGAGAGCAGAUGGCAUAUUACAGGCGUUACUCACCUGUUUAACUAAUGCUGGCUUUACAGAAGAGUGGCUUCAUGAAAACUGGGUAACAUUUGUAUCUGAUGGAGCCAGUGUCAUGCUAGGAAAGAAGUCAGGAGUAGCAACCAGACUGACUUUGAGAUUCCCAAAGCUUUUUGUAUGGCACUGCAUGAACCAUAGACUUGAACUUGCUGUGUCAGAUGCAGUUGAUGAGGUAAACUCUGUCAAUCACUUUAAAACUUUUAUCCAGAAGCUAUACUCUCUGUAUAGUGUGUCAAACAAAAAUGAACGUGAACUUGUUAAUGCAGCAGCUGAAGUAGGCUCACAACUUCUUCGCAUUGGCAGAAUCUUGGAUGUACGCUGGGUGGCCAGUAGCUUUCGGACUGUUCGUGCUGUUUGGACAUCCCUGGGAGCUCUUGUGCAGCACUUUAAAAAUGCUUGCAGUGAUGAGAUGAGGUCCACCAAAGAGAGGCAGAUGUACAGAGGUUUGUUAGACCGUGUUCAAAGUCCAGAAUUCAUUUGUGACCUUGGCCUCAUGUACGACACUCUCCAUGAACUAAGUCUCCUGUCACAGGAGCUUCAGUCUCGUUCUAUAACGCUCCUCAGAGCAGAGCAUCUGCUGAAACGCUCAAUCAGAGUGAUCCAGUCAUUCAAAGAGAGUCCAGGUGAGAAAUAUAGUGAGGCUUUAGAAGCAAAACAGACUGGGGAGUAUCGGUCUAUAGCCCUGAAAACAAAUGCAAAGCUGAAGUCUAUCAAUCCAGGCCAGUUCUUACAAAGCCUUGUGAACAAUCUGGAGAAACGCUUGUCUUUUGAAGAUGAGACCAUCAUGGACCUCAGCAUCCUUGAUCAGAGUAAGUGGCCAUCAAAGCCCAGCAUCCGCCAUGGUGAAGAACAAGUUAAGCGACUGUGCAAGCGAUUUAACUUGUGCACAGACCAAGCACUGAAUGGGAUGCGGGACCUACUGGAAGAGCCCAGUAGUGAGCCCAAGGACCUAAAACCACUUAUGAACUGUAUGAAAACAUUCCCUGUCGGUACAGCAGAGUGUGAGAGGAAUUUUAGCCUUAUGAACAAUAUAAGCUCAGACAAGAGGGCUGUCCUUCUGAUCUCAAACAUAUCAAACUUGAUGAUGAUUAAUAUCAACGGCCCACCAACUUCCAAGUUUGAUCCUAGAAAAUAUACAAGGACCUGGUUGAAGAGCCAUCGUGCUGCCUCUUCGGUGCGUUCUAGACAGUGCAGUGUGAAAGCUCCUGCAGAAAGCAAAUUUGUCUGGAAUAUACUGUAGUAUGAGCAAAGGUCAGAAACCCAGUGCUGGGUUGAGAGAGUAUAUCACUGUUGAUGUGUUGUUAAUGCAUAUAUUUUUGUUAAUUGUUAACUAAAUAUUGUUGUAACAUAUUUUGUUGAAUGAUUUACCGGUAAAUGAACAUGUUCAAAACAAAGCAUAUAGCAAUAUGAACAAGGAUGCAUUGUCACCUUCAGAUUUGAAGUAUUUUAUUUAAAUAAAUGUGCAAAAAAUAAUCGAAA